Messenger RNA from Kickxella alabastrina, 1188 nucleotides. RefSeq lists its product as uncharacterized. The transcript has a single exon. The record is from RefSeq and is a predicted model, not a curated record. The coding region runs from base 322 to 1020 and encodes 232 amino acids. NCBI's taxonomy places the organism in Eukaryota, Fungi, Kickxellomycota, Kickxellomycetes, Kickxellales, Kickxellaceae.
CCAUUUCUUUACUUGAGCUCGUCAGAGAAGGCCGAGUCGGGGUGCUGGCCGGCAGGAAUGGGAACGAGCCCCGGAACGAAUGUGCCGUUGUUGUCAACCAGCUCGUAGAUGUGGUCGGCGACAAACCACCUGGGGCGGCCCAUGUGGAGCUCGUGCGUCCACUCGAACUGAUCGCUGGGCUUGCUAGUGUCGGGAACCAUUGUUGGUGAUAUGGGAUGUAGUGUCGCGUCGCGUCGGCUGAAAAAUUAAAACAAAGCAGAACAAAGAGAAGCAAGAUGGCUGUGAGAUAAAGAGAAGCGGCCCUCGCCGCGGGCGGCGCCCAUGCCUUUUAUACCCACCGGGUCUUACGGCACAGCAGCGCCAGGAAACAGUGCUGGUUGCAUGUGCACCCAACGGGAAAUAGCUUCUGGUCGGCGCAUCUCAGACGCCUGCACAUGCCUUGCGACGUGCGAGCUGCAACCUGCGAGCUGCAACCUGCAAGUCCCCCGUCAUUGUUGCAAGUCCUGUUUCCGUUUAUGCACGGCUCCCACCGCCCCUGCGCCUUGCUCAAGGCAGCCAAUCCGUGGUGGCUCUGGGCGCAGGCACGUGUGCAGGGCUUCCCCAAACGCACAUAGCGCGGUGCCGCCAUCUCUCAGAAGCGAGCUGGCAGCGCUGCCGACAUCGACAUCGAUGCCGGUGCCGGUGCCGAUGUCGAUGUCGACUCUGGCGCUGAACCCCAGCACUGCAGGGUGGCUGGCUGCGCGCGGCGAGAGCUUUGGGUGUGGGAGAAACACAGCGCACUAUCGCGCAACCCUUUUUCGGCCGGCGUCACAGGGCCCCCAGGGGCGGAUCCGCCUGCCCAUCGGCCCCAAUCCCAAUAAUAGACUCCUGCGCGGAAUGCCGUCGAGUGCAUCUGGCUUCGCGCGUAUAUGCAGCCAGGUCAUAUCAGGGCAUGUGCACAAAGGCGUGGGUAUCUAUUUUCUCUGUGCACAAAGGCGUGGGCAUGGGCACUAUCGCAUUCUUUUUGCAGUAAUUUCAUAAGUUGGAUCUUGUAUUUUCAGAUUAAACGUCAUCGGCACCCACUGGCAAGCAGGUGGGCAAAUCACCAAAUCAAACUGGAAAACGGGCAUAUAAAAUGUAGUGCAUCUGGAAGUGCCUUGCUGGCUGUCGCUUGGCGGGGCGGCCUCUUACUUGGACGCCGGCUUAUCG